Cyprinodon variegatus (sheepshead minnow) is the source of this 3636-nucleotide messenger RNA. RefSeq names its product 5' exonuclease Apollo-like (gene dclre1b). The transcript is spliced from 4 exons. The record is from RefSeq and is a predicted model, not a curated record. Gene Ontology annotation, biological process: interstrand cross-link repair; double-strand break repair via nonhomologous end joining; protection from non-homologous end joining at telomere. Bases 385 to 2016 code for a protein of 543 amino acids. Gene Ontology annotation, molecular function: 5'-3' DNA exonuclease activity; damaged DNA binding. Lineage: Eukaryota; Metazoa; Chordata; Actinopteri; Cyprinodontiformes; Cyprinodontidae.
CAAACGGGAAGAAGGCGUUGAGCAUCCAUUCGAAAAAUGAACUGGCGGGGUAAAAUGUUAGUAUAGCAGCGAAAAUUAAAAACUAGUCAAGAUGUUGAGGUUUAUUUUCAGAAUAUCGAGCCCUGAUAAGCACGACUACAAGAUCUAGUGUUAAUGAGCGGCGGAGCUGUUUGUAGCACACGCUUUCAACAAAUAGACCAAUAUUUUGAUAUAUCUGCGUUGAAUUUUUGUCUAUAAUGUCAACUGUGUCUCUUUUUUUAAGUAGUAUCAGACUGUAACGUUUAGGUUUCGGUGUGUUCGAGUAUAUCUGAAAUGACUCUGCAAAAAAUCACGUCGAUAGGGAGGUCCUGUUCAGGUUUGUGAUUUAUAGAGAAAUAAUUGACCAUGUCUGCUAAUGGGAAAGUCAUUCCGCACACCCCGCUGGUUGUAGACUUUUGGCAUGUAAGGAAAUGUCCUGGCAGCAGACUGUUCUUCCUGACCCACAUGCACAGCGACCACACGGUGGGUCUGACGUCCACAUGGAGCAACCGGCCCAUCUACUGCUCCCCCAUCACUGCCUCCCUGCUCAGGCUCAGACUGCAGGUGAAAGAAAAAUGGAUCCAUCCUCUAGAGCUCGGUGAGCCACACCUGCUCCCACUGGACGAUAUAGGCAAAGAGAAGCUCACCGUCACUCUGAUAGAUGCCAACCACUGUCCAGGAGCAGUCAUGUUUCUUUUUGAGGGUUACUUUGGAUCAAUUCUGUACACUGGUGAUUUCAGGUUCUCUCCUGUUAUGCUUCGUGAGCCAUGUUUACAGACCAACACUACUAUUGACAUUCUCUAUUUGGACAACACAAAUUGUGACCCCAACCGUAUUUUGCCAUCCAGACAAAAAGCCACUCAACAAAUCAAAGAAAUCAUCCGAAGUCAUCCCGAUCACUCUAUUGUUAUAGGCGUGUAUGCUUUGGGUAAGGAGACGCUGCUGGUGGAGCUAGCGAUGGAGUUUAAAACCUGGGUUGAGGUGAGUGUUGAGAGAAUGGAAACCAUCAUGGCUCUGGAGCUUCCUGACGUCUUCACCACUGAGCCAGGGGCUGGCCGUAUCCGAGCAGUGGAGCAGUCCAGGAUUUGCUCUUCGGCGUUGCUUGAGUGGAACAAAGGACAACCCACAUUGGCCAUUAUACCCACCAGCAGACCCCUCGUCUCCUUCCACCCUAAUGUCCAUGUUGUGCCCUAUUCUGACCACUCUUCCUACCAAGAACUAGAUGAUUUUGUCUCUGCACUGAAACCUUAUUCUGUUGUGCCAAUUGUGGGACGAUGCCUACCUGGAGGUCUGUCUGCUCUACUGCCACACAACAAACGCAGGGAAAUCCACAUACCCGAGUCAGUCCAGCUGUACAUGUUGAGACAACCAGAAAGGCAGCUCAGGCCCUCAGCAUAUGUUGGCCUUGGUUACAGAAAUCUCAGACCUGUUGCUCCCAGAGGAGUUGUAUUUGAUAGUCCUGUGGAAGAAUUCAGAAAAUCGUAUGUAGAUGCCUGGGAGGCAGAGAGCGAGGAGCAGGACGAAUCUGAGGAGGUUAUGGACACAGAAAGCAGCGAAACCGAUUAUGACUGUAUUCUUAUCGAUCCGAGCAUAAAACUCACACCUAACAGAGACGGAGAAGGAACUGAUGAUCGAAUGGUUUCUGAAGAAUUGACGAUGAUGGAAUCAGUGCAACUUGGUCAAAUCAACAAGAGCGGCUUUGGUCCCGUAGGCACUCUGGCAAACUCCAAGUCACGCUUAAAAACCACCACUACAAGGCAACAGUUUGAACACUUUCAAAGCAACAUUUCAGCUACAUCUGAACACAGCCCUGAUAGAGCCUCAAUUACUUCAUCCAGCAGCUCCACUGGAUUAUCACGGCAGUCUGUAGAGGCGCAUGAAAACAACCUUUUGAAGCGUGUCCUCAUGUCAGAGAACGAUUUCAAGCCUAGGGGCUUGCUUUCUCGUGAAUUUGUGCGCAAGUUUACCCUCUCACCUCUGAAGAGUGCAUCUGAUUAACAAGAUGCUUAGGAUUAUCUUGGUGGCUUUUUCUGUUCUUUUAUUGUGAAAACUAUAAAAUCAUUACUGCCUGUUUUUUCUUAUUUUCCCUUUCUGUUUGUGGUGGAUUUUGAUCCAGGCAUUCUGCCUCCUUACUAAGAAACAGUAUCAGACAGGAUGUGCUUUUACAUCAGUUGUGCUAAUACGUUUGUCUGAUGCUUUUAUUAAUGUUCACUCAGUGGGCACUGUGCACACCGCUUGGAUGUUGACCAGGCAUCUACUGCGUUACACUGAGAACAAGGAGACUAUUUAAUGAGGUUACUGCAGGGUCUGCCCUGGAUUUUGUCUUGCCCCAGUACCUCCCUGCAUUUUGACCUGUUGGGGAUCAGCAGAAAGAGCAGCUUGACUCCGUCUGAAGCGAUUUUACUUUACACUCUUGCCUUGAAAACAUGGCCAAAUAACUGAAGUGUGGUUUCAAAUGUUGUUGUGUUGUGUUUUGAACAUUUUUUGACCACAAACACCUUUGUUGAUGUUGCUAAUAGAUCUACAGCAAAUAUCUUAGAUGACAAAUUAAUACACAUGUAAGCUAAUGUAAAGAAGAGUUUGUUUUUGUCCUAAUUUGAUGCAAACUUUGUGCUUGUAUUUGUGUCAGAGUCGAGCAUUUGAGCUUAGCCUCCACAUCUGUCAGUGCCUGUGGCAUCUAAUAUUUUCAUUGUUUAUAGUAAAAGUAUUUUGCACUUAUAAUUAAUAGUGAGGAAAUGAUUGCUCCUAGUAAUUAACCUUUUUUUGUGAGUAUUUAAAAGUAUGAAAAGUGCCAGAUGGAGCUUAUGUUUGUUAAGUCAGAUGCAUGUGUUAAUCAUUAUAUUGUUUUUCUCUACACUAUCCGCUUUGACCUGAAUGGUGGUUAAGAUUUUUCUUUCUCCAGAUGAGCUUAAAUAAAAAAAUAAAUGAAUUUAAGCAAUGCAAUUAAAAUGGUUUGUAGAUGUUGGUUUUUAAUUAGGCUAAACUGGUUUGCAAUUAAUAGGAUUGGUAAUAAUUAGUUGGGAUAUGUCUACAAACAUGGGAAAGGGUAAUGCAAACACAAUAGCUUCAGAGGUUCUGAAACUCAGAGAUGGAAAAGAUCAAAUAAUGAAAAGGGAAUAUUGCCUUUUAAAACAAUGCAGCAUAACCCACUGUAUAUUGGACUGUUACCUUUUUCUGUUUUUAAAAUCAGUUUAUUAUUGUAGGGAUCACCAGUAAAGACAUGUUAAAUUUCUAUGGUUAAUUUUUAUUAAUCUGCCUAUUUGGACUUAAUUUUUCAGCCAUUAAGCUUAUUUAGGUAUUUUGGUUAAGUACAGAGCAAGCUAUAUGACUUAUUUUCAUGUGUUAAUCGCUGUGUUUCUGCCCACCUUGUAUCUCCAUUAAAGUUACAUGAGCAGCAUUGACGUUCCCAAAUAGUAAGAAUGUGUGAUGACUACAAGUCAGUGCCCCAAGUUUUGUUUUUGUGUCAUCUUUGAAAAUUUGAAUAACAGAAUUUUGUAUUGCGUACUUGCUGUAGAACUGGACAUAAACAUUAGGCAUGUGUUAAAGUACAGAAAAGCCCUGCAUUCGUCCAACUACAUGUACCUAGUAUUUUCUAUUGGAAAAUAUCCCUUCCCUGUA